This is a messenger RNA of Ilex paraguariensis (yerba mate), 1414 nucleotides long. The record is from the annotation of a GenBank genome assembly. NCBI's taxonomy places the organism in Eukaryota, Viridiplantae, Streptophyta, Magnoliopsida, Aquifoliales, Aquifoliaceae.
AAAAAGGUGAAGACCUAGGACGACUAAGUUUCUAACGAGAAGAGACCUCCGAGCUGAGGUUCUCUCUCUGUAAAGCUAAGUCCCUUCAUUUCAUUUCCAUGAUGAUAAUCUAGAUCAGUAUAGACAAGAACAAACUGAUCCAUUCGAAGCUUUGCAAAUAUGGGGGCGUCAGCAUCAGGCCUUGAUCUUGUCUGUGAUGAUGAUUUUGCCUUCUCACCACUCUUGAGUGAAAAAAAUGAUCAAACCCUUCCCAGAGAUGAAGAUGAUCAAGCCCUUCCAAAAUCAAAUGCCAAGUAUGUUGAACAAAGGAACAAGAAACGCCGAAAAAAGCUCCGGCCUAUAAGGAUCCGACCAAAAUGCCGGAGAUUCUCCGGCAAGAACAAGCGUAGGCCUCCUUUAGCGACAGCAUCAAACAGACCUCUUGUUUCAUCAUCGACGAGCAUAGAAACUGGUGAAUCAUCACAGAGCUUCUGUGAGAUAUGUGCGGAAACGAAAGUAAGUGAUGAUAUGUUCAAAAUAGAGAAAUGUAGUCACUCCUUUUGUACUGAUUGCAUAAGAAAACAUGUGGUGUGCAAGAUCCAAGACAACAUAGUUACUGUGCCGUGCCCAGGUUUGGAUUGCAAAAGUGUCCUUGAACUCGAUUCUUGCAGGUCAAUGAUACCCAAUGAGGUGCUUGCUCGGUGGGAUGAGUUGCUAUGUGAGUCACUGAUUCUUGUUGCCCAGAAGUUCUACUGUCCAUUUAAGGACUGUUCAGCCUUGUUGGUUAAUGACACUGAUGGAAUGAUUAGGGAGUCUGAGUGUCCCAUAUGCCGGCGAUUGUUCUGUGCGCAGUGUUCCGUGCCUUGGCAUUCAGGGAUUGGAUGUGAGGAGUUUCAGAGACUGAAUGAGGAUGAAAGAGGGAGGGAAGAUCUCAUGGUGAGAGAGCUUGCAAGAGACAGAAACUGGAUGAGAUGCCCUUGCUGCAAAUUCUAUGUGGAGAAGAACGAGGGCUGUUUACAUAUGACUUGCAGGUGUAAAUUCCAAUUCUGCUAUGCAUGUGGUUCCAAAUGGAGCGACACUCAUGGUGGUUGCCAGAGACAAUGAUGCCAUCUCAGGAAGUUAUCAGUUCAUGGAGAAUAACUCUUAGGAUCAUUGCAGGUCCUCUUCCGGGCAGCUCUGUUGAUCUAUUUAGUGUUGUCCAGACUGUUGAAAGUGCAUGUUGAAGUGUUGACACUGUCAAUUUGUGUAGCCAUGGAUUUGUUUGUGUUGGUCAUGAAGUGUACAUGCAACAAUAUUUAGUCUUCUAGCCAUCAUUGGCCUAGUGUAUCCAUGUGAAGUCACUGUUGAUUGAACCAUUAAUUAAGCUGAAAAGGCCCUUUGCUCUUUUGUUCACCUACUUUGAGUUCUCUACUGUCUUUCGUUAUUUGCUCUGCUU